GACAUCCCUACAAGAGAUGCGUGAUUGUGCCUGAGGGGCCACCGUGAGGACCUGUCACUGGGCGCUGUCCCUGGGACUAUUUUUUUGCUCCAGGACUAAACACCUCAGACUGUGCAUUUGCCUUGGGGUGAAUCUCGGCCUGUCCCUCAAGUUGCCCUCUGGGCUAUUCUGCGUUCCCUGUAAUCAGGGUGUGUCGGUGUAUGACUCGCUUUCAGUUCUUUCCUUCUCUCAUUGAAGAUGGCGGAUCGAGCUGAGAUGUUUUCGCUCUCCACCUUCCACUCCCUCUCCCCGCCAGGCUGCAGACCAUCGCAAGACAUCAGCUUGGAGGAAUUUGAUGAUGAAGAUUUAUCAGAAAUUACAGAUGACUGUGGAAUUGGACUGAACUAUGACUCAGACCAUUGUGACAAGGAAGGUCUGGGGUUUGGGCGCUGUGAUCCCUCCCGUGCUCUCUGCAGCUUCCAGGAGGAUUUCCAAGAGUUUGAGAUGAUUGAUGAGGAGGAGGAUGAGGAAGAUGAGGAGGAUGAAGAUGAACUUCCAGUACAAGAAAACAUAAAACAAAUCGAGGCUCCACCAUCCCCAAGUCCAUCUCCUCUCCCACUUGAGGACUCUUUAAAAAAUAGACCAAGCACUUUGGGAAUCACUGCUCCUCGAACUCAGGACACACUGAACAACAAUGGUGGAUUUAUUUCUCAGAGAGAAAGCUGGCCAGAUCCUGAGAGAAAUGAAACCGAUUUGGACUCCCAGUCUGAGAUCACACAGCCAGAGCAAGACAGCUGCCAAGUUUCUGACAGUGACAACACAGUAACAGAGCUGGAAAUGAAAGAUGACAGUUAUGUGCCCCCCUCUAACAUUCAGGUCCAGUCCACCCAUGGUGGUUUAAGGAGAGGAGAUGCAGAGUUGAGCGUAUCCUCACCCUCUCAAGAUCAGACUGAUGAUCUGAGUCCAGACAGGAGAGUAAGCACAAGGGGCCAUCCUUCCAAUUCCUCCAAUGAAACUACAUCUCCUUCUUCAGAUCCAGGAAUUGAGGCUGAUUUGACCAGUCAUGGUCGAUACCUUUCCUCUGGGCACUGCAGCCAGGAUCUUAGCUCUCCAGGCUCUGAUUCAGAUGUAGAAGGGGAGAUUGAAGCAGCCUUUGCCUGUGAAGCUGGUAGGUUGGUAGGAAAUAUGAUUUCCUCUAUCUCAGAAACAGAGCUGGACCUGAGCAGUGAGUCAAGCAGUGGACGAUCUUCCCAUCUGACUAACUCUAUUGAAGAGGCUAGCUCUCCCACCUCCGAUCCUGAAUUAGACCAUGUUCUAGAUGGUGGCCGUGAAGGCUUAAAGGAAGCUAUUUUAUUGGGCAAAGAAGAGGAGAUUGACCCCAGAGUGGUAGAAAUAGAAGAAAAAUACAGCUCCUGGAAUAUAGACGAGGAAGCUCCACCCCAGGAAGAACCAGCAAAAAAUACAGAACGCAGCCUGGAAAGCUUACGGCGCUCAUUCUACUUGCCUGUUGGGCCAAAGCUAAUGCCAGAACCAGAUGCAAACAGUGAGUAUGAAUCAGACUCGGAAUCAGAGGCUGAUUUAAGUGAAGAUUCAGAUUCCCCCUGGCUGCUCAGCAACCUUGUGAAUAAAAUGAUUUCUGAGGGCUCAUAUCCAAUUACCUGCCCAGAUGAAUGCUUCCAGAGACAAACCAGUCCUUCUUGCGACACACUUUCUCCUGCCUCUGAUUUGGACCCUGAGGCAGUUGAACCAGACCUUGAAACUGAGUUUAGUGCCUCUAAAGAUAUGUCUGCAGAGUUAGAGACAACAGAUCAAAGUAUAGAAUUAGUCGAUAUGGAGACUCUGCAGAACUCCCUCAACCACUUGGAAAAAGAAGAUGCAGGCCCUGCUUUGUAUGUUAUGCAUGACUCAUGUGAUACUGUCACUCCCAUUUAUGAAGGACUUUCACACCACUUGGAGCAAUUAUCCCACACAGCUAAAUGCAGAACACAAUCUCCUGUACAUAGAUCUGAACAAAAAUUAUGGAAUGGAAGACAAGAAACUAUGCAGGAGCCAGCAGAUGGCUGGGAUAUUGACCGUGAUCUGGACUCUGGUAUUCUGGUUGAUAAUGACCUUUGUGAUGACCUUUGCCAAGAACUGGACCAAAGCCAACCAAGCUUGGAUAUAUCCACAGCCAAAACCAACCGGGGCUUUAACUUGGAAUACACUGGGGAGAAAGAUGAUGAGAUUUCUUACUACAGAAGCUUAAAAAACUCUCCCUUUGAGAAUUGUGUUGUAGAGGAAAAUUUCUUGGAACCCCCUUUAACUGAAACACGUUUGAUGGAUGACUCGUUAGCAUAUGACUCUGUAAAAUACACAUUAGUGGUGGAUGAGCAUACACAACUGGAGCUAGUUAGCCUACAAAGGUGUACAUCCAUAUUAAGUGAUGGCAGUGACCUCCUGACCACAUGCAACCCCUGUGACCUAGAAGAAGAUGAUUUUGGUGAUGAAGUAGAUGCCCAAGAACAAGAGUCUUCAUCGGGAGAUUCAUCUCCAGAACCCAACAUGCCUUUUUCCAAGAAAUUUCUCAAUGUGUUUGUGAACAGCACAUCCCGGUCAUCCAGCACAGAUUCCUUUGGGUUAUUUUCCUGUGUAAUAAAUGGUGAAGAGCGAGAACAGACACACAGAGCUGUGUUCAGGUUCAUCCCUCGUCAUGAAGAUGAGCUGGAACUUGAUGUAGAUGAUCCCUUGCUGGUAGAGUGUGAAGAUGGUUCGUGGUGUCGUGGCUAUAACAUGAGAACAGGAGAACGAGGAAUCUUCCCCUCAUUUUAUGCCCAUGAGGUUGUGUGUCCGGUGAAGGAGAAUGUUGUGCUCAGAGGAAAUUCACCUUGGGUCCAGAUGUUUGAUGCCCAGUUUCUGGGAUCUGUGGAGGUACCAAAUCAUCAAGGCAAUGGCAUCCUUUGUGCAGCCAUGCAGAAGAUUGCAACUGCGAGAAAGCUAACAGUACAUCUAAGGCCUCCUGCCAGCUGUGAACUGGAAAUCUCUCUUCGUGGGGUGAAACUUAUCCUGAGAGGCAAUGACCGGCCAGAGGAUGAGCGCUGCAGUCACUUUUUCCAAAUGAAGAAUAUUUCCUUCUGUGGAUGUCAUCCCCGCAACAGCUGUUACUUUGGCUUUAUCACAAAACAUCCUGUGCUGAAUCGCUUUGCCUGUCACGUCUUCGUGUCCCAAGAUUCCAUGCGACGUGUAGCAGAGUGUUUGGGACGUGCAUUCCAAGAAUUUUAUCAAGAAAAUGUGGAGUUUAGUUGUCCAACAGAAGAUAUUUAUCUGGAGUAACCAGUGGCUUGUAAAUAAACAGACGGAAUCCAGGGCAAUAUUGAGAUAAAUCUUAAUGUCAUACUCUUUCAGCAAGAACUCCAGGGGCAGUGAGCCUGCAUGAACCCUGACCUCAAACUUCCCCCAAUUCUUUUAGUAGGGAAUUAUUAUUAUUUCACUGGUACAAAUCAUCUCAUAUUUAUACCAUCUGUUUUCUGCUAAAGACUGCAGAGCACCCCAUGGUAGCUUCUAUCUCUAUCGCUAAAGACUAAAAAGCUUGUCAAUUCCCUCCACUUCCAGCUUUAAACUGCAAAGUAUCUACUGUACAUUAGCCCCCUUACCCCCACCAAGACAUGGUUUCAUUCCUUCAUUUUUACAAUGUACAAAAGCCCCUCAUACAUGCUGCAACACAUAGAAAAAAAACCUUCUGGUCACCCCAUAACCAUCUUAUUACCCAUAAUUCAGUUGCAUAUAACUGAAGAUUAUUGCCGAUGUGCUGAACAUUUCACCUUAACAGCAUUGAAUGCUACAGACUGGUGCAGACCAAUAAGUCCAACUCCUCACCACUACACAUAUACACACACAUACACUCUUCUAGGCCUUGUUUAGGCUGCAGUUUCCUUAUUUGUGCUCCAACAGAUGUGCACCUCAUGACACCAUAGACAAUGACUCUGUAAUUAUUAUGGUAACUCCUGAACUCCUGUCAAACUACUUGCCCAAGCUUGGCUAAGUGAUACUUUAAUUACUUAUCACUUUGUUCUCCCUUUGUGAUGUUUGGCAGCUUGUCUUUCUAUUAUUCCUUUGUACAAUAUGUGACCUGCAGCUCAUUGCUAAAAUAACCUAACUGGUGAUCUGCAGCUUACUGCACAAAACUAGCGGUCCUUUCAUUGAUCAGUAGGUCACAGCUUGCCCCUCUAGCAGCGCUGCCGGUGAAAUCUUCGGAUGUUUUCACUUCUUUAGGAGCGGCACAUCAUUGCCUUUGAUAAUGUAGCUCUGGGAUCUACAUCACGGGCUAUAAAGCAUGGAGACAGCCACCUUAGGUAUCUAGAAACUAUAGUGACAUUUUAUAUCUGACUUAUCUAUUAUUAGGAACAAUAAAGGUAUGUAUAAUAUGGUUUAAUAUGGUUCAAGGGUAAUUUCUAAAGUGGUACAAGUAAAAUGCUGAAUAUAAUACAAACAGGAUUAAUAUCAGGAGCACUAUAAAAUGUGAUAUUUACACAGGCCCAGAUUUACUUUAAAGCUAAAGAACAAAUUGUAUGCCGGAGCACAUUUCUAAUCAACAAUGGGACUUGUCUUGUUGCAUUACUCCAAUUCAUAGCACUGCUUGAUUAUGCUGAAAUCUCAUGAGAAUAUACUUUAAUUCAUUUUAGAUACGUGGGUAUAAGGUCCUCCUCAAACUCUAAAAUCAUAUGACGAUCUGCAUUAAAAGCACUGACUUGGCCGCAGUGUGCCUGCAAGUAAUGUUUAAACCAAUGGUAGUUACAAGUGGUCUAGAACAGAGAUUAUAUAGGCAGCUGACAGCACAUCCUGAUGCUGGUAGUUCCAGUUUAACAGUGCUUAGGGGGAUGCAGAAUGGGCACCCUGACCUUAUGUGUCAAAUCUAGAUGUGCCAUAUGUUUUCAAGGCAUGAGAUGAUAAACCAAAAGCAUGCUUGCAUGUGUAUAUAUAUAUUUCCUCCAUUUUUCCUAACCCUUUGUAAAUCUGGGCCAUAGGCUGGGAACAUGACUUUUAUUGAUUAAAAGAAAACUAUACCUAAAAUACAGUAUCCAUGCCCUGAAUAGGAAUAACAGUUUCUUGGAUAGAUUGCGUUUGCUGCGGUUUUCCUUUGCGGCCAUUGCUUUUUAUUCUGCUGGAGAUUGUCCAUCUCUUUCUUUUGUUCAGUCUUGUCACAACCAAUACUUAUACACCAACAAUUUACAAUAUAGCUUAGUGAUAGUUUUCUCUUUAACUUUUAAAGAGUCACCAUGGGAAAAGUCAGAGAAAAAAAAACCUAUGUAAUAUCACAUGGACUUAAAAAACAGCAAUUAAAGGAAUAGUAAUCUUUGUUAGGAUAGCCAUUUAGCAAUAUAAUAGCAGUGAAAUAAACCUGUAUGUGCUGAAAA
This is a messenger RNA of Xenopus tropicalis (tropical clawed frog), 5369 nucleotides long. RefSeq names its product mitogen-activated protein kinase 8 interacting protein 2 (gene mapk8ip2). Lineage: Eukaryota; Metazoa; Chordata; Amphibia; Anura; Pipidae. The record is from RefSeq and is marked provisional. Gene Ontology annotation, biological process: regulation of JNK cascade. Gene Ontology annotation, cellular component: cytoplasm.